Molecule: messenger RNA, 468 nt
Organism: Metopolophium dirhodum (rose-grain aphid)
Lineage: Eukaryota; Metazoa; Arthropoda; Insecta; Hemiptera; Aphididae
Exons: 2
Coding region: 1-468 (155 amino acids)
Source: RefSeq, a predicted model, not a curated record
AUGGAGAAUCGAAGAAAGGCUAAAGAAAAUCUUGAAAAUCAGGCAGUUAAAAUGAAAACAUGGUCAGAUAAAAAAUUUAAACCGGCUGAAGUAGGUGCUACAGUUAGAGUUCCAGUUCCCGAUGUGGACAAAGGUCGCGGAGAUGCUCGAAAUAUUUUAGCUGUUGUUAUAGAGGUAACAGUUGAUGGGUAUUAUAGAUUAGGGACUAAGGAAGGGCUUUUAAAAUCUUUAUAUUCAAGGUCUCAAUUUUCAAUAUGCCAAAAAAAUUUAAUAACAAUUGACCAAGUUCCAAGAGAAAAUACAUUUGCUUUACGCACAAUUGCAACUCAAAAAUCUACAGGAACUGGACAAGGUUUUAUAAAAUGCACAUGCAAGACAAAGUGUCAAUCCAAAAAAUGUUUGUGCGUAAAGAAUAAUAUUUUAUGCAGUUCGAAAUGCCAUUCAUCAUCUGUAUGCUGUAAUAAAUGA